AUGGAAACCCCUGGGGGUGAAGAGGAAAAUAUGACGGCCGAGAAAAUCCUGGAGGACAACAUCGACGAAUGCAACGACCAAGCAGGAAAUCCGUGUCAGCAGAUUUGUACAAACACUGUUGGCAGUUACUCGUGUUCAUGUAGUCCAGGAUACACCGUCAGUGGUACGAACUCUAGCACGUGUGAUGACAUCGAUGAAUGUCAUCGUCAGACAGGAAGCCCUUGCCAGCAGAUUUGUAUCAACGAUAACGGAGGCUACUCGUGCUCGUGUAACGCUGGCUACACCAUGAGUAGCACGGAUCACCAGAGCUGUAUAGACAUCGAUGAAUGCAACGACCAAGCAGGAAAUCCGUGUCAGCAGAAUUGUACAAACACUGUUGGCAGUUACUCGUGUUCAUGUAGUCCAGGUUACACCGUCAGUGGUACGAACUCUAGCACGUGUGAUGACAUCGAUGAAUGCAACGACCAAGCAGGAAAUCCGUGUCAGCAGAUUUGUACAAACACUGUUGGCAGUUACUCGUGUUCAUGUAGUCCAGGUUACACCGUCAGUGGUACGAACUCUAGCACGUGUGAUGACAUCGAUGAAUGUCAUGGUCAGACAGGAAGCCCUUGCCAGCAGAUUUGUAUCAACGAUAACGGAGGCUACUCGUGCUCGUGUAACGCUGGCUACACCAUGAGUAGCACGGAUCACCAGAGCUGUAUAGACAUCGAUGAAUGCAACGACCAAGCAGGAAAUCCGUGUCAGCAGAAUUGUACAAACACUGUUGGCAGUUACUCGUGUUCAUGUAGUCCAGGUUACACCGUCAGUGGUACGAACUCUAGCACGUGUGAUGACAUCGAUGAAUGCAACGACCAAGCAGGAAAUCCGUGUCAGCAGAAUUGUACAAACACUGUUGGCAGUUACUCGUGUUCAUGUAGUCCAGGUUACACCGUCAGUGGUACGAACUCUAGCACGUGUGAUGACAUCGAUGAAUGUCAUGGUCAGACAGGAAGCCCUUGCCAGCAGAUUUGUAUCAACGAUAACGGAGGCUACUCGUGCUCGUGUAACGCUGGCUACACCAUGAGUAGCACGGAUCACCAGAGCUGUAUAGACAUCGAUGAAUGCAACGACCAAGCAGGAAAUCCGUGUCAGCAGAAUUGUACAAACACUGUUGGCAGUUAUUCGUGUUCAUGUAGUCCAGGAUACACCGUCAGUGGUACGAACUCUAGCACGUGUGAUGACAUUGAUGAAUGCAGCGGUACUUCAAAUCCAUGCGAGGAUGUAUGUACAAACACAAUAGGAAGUUACACAUGCUCUUGUCAACGGCCUGGAUAUAUAAUUGAUGAAAUAAAUCCAACAAAAUGUAAAGCAAAUUACAUACCGUGUAACACAGAUGCCAUUGAAAAUACAGGUAUAAUAAUUAGCCCCAACUACCCGCAGAAAUACCCAUUCAGUUCUCAGUGUUUUUGGAAGAUACCUAUCAAACAACAUAUGGUUACCAUCAUCAGCAUUUUAGAUUUUCACCUAGAAACAUCACCAGACUGUGAAUCUGAUAACCUUAAGAUUUAUAAUGGUACUACCACUAGCGAUCCAGUGCUUUACACAUUUUGUGGUCAGUUUAAACCGGACCCUAUCAGUUCACCUUACAACCUGUAUUUGGUAUUCGGUUCUGAUUACCGUCGCAGCUAUAAGGGAUUUAAAUUAACCUACACUUACGAUACUGAUGAAUGCAACAAUCCCAUAAGUCCAUGCCACAAGACAUGCACAGACACAGAGGGUAACUUUACAUGCUCUUGUCAACCUGGAUACAUCAUUGACAGCAUUGACACAACAAGAUGCAAACCAAACUACUUACCUGCUAAUACAACUGCAAUCGACAACAUCGGUCUAAUAACUACCCCAAAUUACCCACAUAGCUAUGGAAAUGACUAUACUUGUUUUUGGACAAUACCUUCUAAGCCUCAAAUGCUGACAACAAUCAGUUUUAUAGAUUUUUACUUGGAAAGGGAAAGAUCCUGCACCUAUGAUAGUCUUAAAAUAUUCAACGGGACGUCAACAAGUGAUCCAAUUCUUCAAGUUUACUGUGGCCAUAUUAAAUCUGACCCAAUCACAUCUUACAGCAACCUGCAUUUGCCCGAGACCGCCGUUGACCCGCGAAUCUUGUCUAAACCCACGCCAGCUUAG
This is a messenger RNA of Physella acuta, 2163 nucleotides long. Its product is annotated as fibrillin-2-like. The record is from RefSeq and is a predicted model, not a curated record. Gene Ontology annotation, molecular function: calcium ion binding. Lineage: Eukaryota; Metazoa; Mollusca; Gastropoda; Physidae.